Dreissena polymorpha is the source of this 1284-nucleotide messenger RNA. Its product is annotated as WW domain-containing oxidoreductase-like. The transcript has 2 exons. The record is from RefSeq and is a predicted model, not a curated record. Lineage: Eukaryota; Metazoa; Mollusca; Bivalvia; Myida; Dreissenidae. Bases 239 to 1219 code for a protein of 326 amino acids.
CAUGCGUAGAUUUGAAUCGGGUAACAGACGACAAACAUCGUUAUCACAGAAUUAUCACAUAGCUAUCCAAUAUUUAUGUUAAGCAUAACGUACAGUUUAAUCUGGGUUGGAGUAGGUCAAAAUUUAGAACACUACAGUGUUCCAAUAAAAGUGGUUUAUAAGAAGAAUAUGCUUGUUAACUAGUGGUCUACAUGGACAUUGUAUAUUCAUAAGUAACUCGUAUACGGCUAAUUGAAAAAUGGGCAGUGGACCGUCGUUUCCAAUGGUGCCAUUGACACGGGAUAAAAUCAUCCUGAUCACCGGUGCGAACUCCGGCCUCGGGUACGAAAUCGCCAAGUGGUCGGCUAUGAUGGGGGCGACCGUGAUACUCGCAUGCCGCUCAGAGUCUAAAACAAGGGAGGCUAUCGCGAAAAUGAACCAGGACUUUCAAGCAGAAAAAGCUAAAGAGACAUCUAGGUUGUCCGAGAACACAACUUUAGCGCUUGAGUUUAUGCAUCUCGACCUAGAGUCGUUCGAAUCGGUGACGAACUUCUGCGAAGCAUACAAGAAAAGCGGUCGAAAACUCCACGUGCUGUUCUGCAACGCCGGUUUGGGGUGGAUUCCGUAUCAAAAAACAGCAGACGGCAUGGAAAUGUUGCUCCAGGUGAACUAUCUCAGUCACUUUGUAAUGAUCGCCAAAUUGCUUGGCGUCAUGCAACAGUCCGGACCCGACUGUAGAAUUCUGCUUAUGGCUAGCGUCGCACACGAAUGGGGUACGUUCGAUUUAAAGACCAUAAACUAUUCCGGACCACCUAGCGAUUUUUCCAGCAGGAAUUAUUACGGCAGAUCCAAACUUUACCAAAUCAUGCAAGCCGCCGCAAUGGGUCGCAGGAUUUGCGGUUCCAAUGUUACUAUAAAUAGCGUCCAUCCGGGCAUUGUCGACACUCAAUUUUAUCGUGACUGGGACACAGGGAUAAGGAAAUGUAUACUGUGCCUUAUGCAGUGUUCUGGGAAGGCUAUAUCGCCAUUUCAAGGUGCCAAAUGUUCAAUCGACCUCACGGUUAACCCCAGACACGCCGGAGUGAACGGACUCUAUUGGGUGGAUUGUAAAAUCGUCACACCGAGCAGCGACGCGCGAAACAAGCAAAAGCAGGAGGAAUUGUGGGAAACUACAAUCGGCUUAGUUCGGCAAUAUUUGACGGAAGGAGAGUUGAAGAGAAUCAAUGGCGAAAUUAAGUGAUUUCAUCUGCGUACACGCAUUGAUUUCAACUCAAUAGCAUAAAAAAAUAAAAAAAUAAAAUAUUA